Molecule: messenger RNA, 16173 nt
Organism: Stylonychia lemnae
Lineage: Eukaryota; Ciliophora; Spirotrichea; Sporadotrichida; Oxytrichidae
Source: the annotation of a GenBank genome assembly
AUGGAUAAAAUCUCAGAAUUAAGUAAGCAAAAGAUUGACGAUAUCGCCAAUGAUCCAAACAUGAUUCUCUCCGUAGCCAUUAUCAAUACAAUCAAUUAGCAAUCAAAGACAAGUAAAACAGAUGCCCGCAAUUAGAAUUCUGAUUCAAGCAAUACUAACCCCGCUCAGGCUCCACCUAAGCCUCAAGAAGUAGUAGAACUCGCCCCAAUCUAAGAGAUAGCUAUAAAGCUCAGAUCAAGGAAAAUGCUGACUAGAGAUGAGUUAGCACUGCUAAGUGUUUGCAUCUCUUCUAAGUUCAGCGAUCUAAAAGAGGAUCAAAAUUUAAGCGAGACUUCGAAACUGAAAGAUAUUCUAACCAUUAUCUAUUACUCCAUCUUAAACACUCACUCAUACAGCUAUUGCUAGAAUUUCCUAGGUAAAUAUCUAUUUAUCCAAGCUAAUCUCAGUUUAACUAUGAUUUUAGAACGUUCGACUCACUAAAAAUUGUGCACUGAAAUGCUAAACUUGGUUAAAAGAGUCCUAGAGUUAAUUACUGUAAAUGAUACUCCAGAUAUCAAGUAAUUUAACCAAACUCUUCCAAUCAUCUUCAAAAUCUUGUCUACUUUGGAAUCCAAGUCUGCUUAUGAUGAAGCUCAGUACAGAUACCUUCGUGCUUAGGACCUCAGAAUCGACACUUACUCACUUGUGUUCUUGAAUCAAUACAUGAUUUAGAUGGCUCCUCAACUUUAUGGAAUUCAGAAAAAUAAUAAAGCUCAAGCUGUAAAGGUCGAAGAGCAAGCCCAGAGCAUUAUUUAAUUGAAUGCUGGAAAUAUAGAAGUCAAUGAUAAUGACUCUAUUGAAAUGUGCUUAGAUUUCAUGCCUGUCGAUUACAUAAAUAUGACCAAUAUGCUAAACUAGCAUCUUUAAAGCAAUCUUAUGAUCACAAUUAAGGAUGAGGAGAUGUCACAAGUUGAUGAAGAAGAGGAAAAAGCAAGAUAAGGAGAAGGAAGCGAGGAUUUCAUCCAAGCAGCUCAAAACAACAUUCAUAAGCUCAACAUAAUUGAUCUUUUAAGCAAAACAAUAGAAAUGGUAAUUCAGAAGGCACUUGAAGAAAAAGAUACAUUUUUAGAGUUUGACUCAAGCCUCCUUCCUAAAAUUCUAAAUUAAAUUAAAAUGAAAUAAAUCAGAACGUAUUAGUUCGUACCAGUUCUGACAGAGUAAAUGAUAGAAAAAGUACUUGAAAGCCAACGAAUUUUGAUUGAUCAAAGCAAAACCUAAAAUUCUGAAAUGGAAAUUCAACCCUUAGGUACUGAUUCAACACAAAUUGAAACAACUAUAAAAGCAAAAGAAGAGUAAAUAGUGAAUGCUAUCUCAAUAAUAGCUAAGUAUGCAGAAUUCUUAUGUUAAGCAGGAAUCAGCUAGGAAAAUGAAAGUAUUGCAAAGCAUCUAGAAAUGAAUUUCCAAACAAUUAUUAAGAAUGCUGAGUGCUUUGAAUAUCUAAUUAAUCUGAUAAAAUCUGAUGUAAAGCUUGCAAGGUAGAUGAGAUCACCUAUACUAAGUUUUAUUCAAAGUAUACUGCAAAAUUUUGUGAGAAAUUAACAGUUCUUUAAUCAAUUGGAGCAUGAAUAGCAAGAAGGAUUUAUUAUCAUACUAACAAAUCUUGUGAGAGCUAUUUAGAGACUUGAAAUAGUAGGGGAAGCUAAGCCUGACAAAGAAAAGAAAAAACCAAAGCCCUAACUUCAACUCAAGUAGGCAUCAUCUACACCAGUUUAAAGUUCUUCUACAACUAUAAGAACAAGAGGUCAAAUAAAGAAGGAAAUAAUAACAUCAGCACAAAAAGAUUUGACAUCAUAAGUAAGUAAAGAAGAGACCAAAGAAGAAGAGAUGAAGGAUAUAAACGAGGAAAAAUAAAAAGACACCAUCAUUACUAAGCAACAAAUUGAUUUAAAAACAAUCUUUAAAGUAGAUUUAAAUGAUACCCUUAAAAGUUGUUUGAGCCUUCUGGUACUAUUCAGUUCAAGAUUUAUCAACUACACUUUAAGCUAAAAAGGGGAACUUGAAUUAAGUAGAUAAAUAAUAAACAAUUUACUUAAGAUAUCCUAAAAGCCUAAUCAACUUAUAACGAGAUUGGUUUAUGGAAUAUUAUCUGAGUUUACAAAAUCCUCUAUUAAGUUCUCUGAGAAUACUAAAUUAAUGAUUUCUUAACUACUAGAUAAAAAAUUAUCGAAAUUUUUAGAAUCUAACGUUUCAACUGUAUUUGCAGCUAAGUUAAUGAUCAUGCUAAAAGGCACAGAACUUUCAUUCGAUUUAAGCAAGAAAUUUAUCACUAAUUAAAAGUUAUGGGAUAUCAAAGGAUAAGCACCCCAGAAUGUUCAUGAGAUAUAUGAAGGUACCAAUUUAAACAAAUACAUCAUAUUCAUCCUCUCAAUCCUUAACAUUGAAGGAGAUUAAAAAAAGAGAUAAUAAUUACUUGAUUAGAUCUUCAUAAAUAUCGAAAGUAAUCAAGCAAGUUUAUUAUUAAGCAUUCAUUAGCUUUAAUUGAUGCUAAUAGAUCCAGUCCACAUGGCACUUUUGAAGAAAUGCGUUCAAUAGUACAUUGCAAAACUUAUUACAAAUAACGAAAUUAUAGAAGUUCAAAAAAUGCUCUAUCGUUUAAUUGAGAAUUUCAAUAGUUUAGUUGAUCCCCAAAACGAGAGUAUAUUCAACGAAGAUCUAAUUGCUCAAAACGUAGUAUAUCUCAAUCAGAAUUAUUUUGUCUUAAAGCUGAAAGAGUUUCUUAAAUCAAGCUCAAAGCCUGAUAAGAUUAAAUAAGUUGCCUACAAAGUCUUGAAAUUCUCCACUCUAUUUGAAAAGAAUUAGCGUAACAUUACAUUGAAGGAACUGCUUGAAAAUCAUUAGAGUGAUUUUAGAGAUUCUCAAGCAAAUGCUCUGCUAAAUCUAAGUGUCAAUAAGUAUCAUGAUCAAAUAUAGAAAAAAUUGAAAGAUCAGCAAGCUCUAACAGAGGAAGACUUCUUGACCAUCAAAUUAAUAAUAGAAAAACUUAGUGACCAAACUGCCAUUUCAAAUAAAAUAUAACUACAUAUUCUUUAAGAUACAUACGAACCUAAUGCCAAAAAUCAAGAAUUUGGAUCUUUACUCAAUAGUCUAGUUAAUUAUGGCAGUAAUUCAGUAAGAGUUAAGAUUUUCGAUAAACUACCAUAAAUGUUGCCCGAAGAGAAAAAAUUCAUGCAGAUGAUUACUGAUCCAUAGCAAAUGAUGAAGAAUAUUUAGACAAUAGUGUCCAGUGAAUCUGGAGAAAUACUCUAUGCUCAUACACUUCUGCAUAGCAAUGAUCAACAUCAAUAAUAUCUUUCUUCUCUUUUACUUCUCAAAGCUCUUUUCAGAACUCUAGAAACUAUUGUUAGAGAGGUCAAGGGUGAAGAGCAUGCUUAAAUGAGGAAUGCAAUUUCUACAGCUAUUUUAUAGCAAUCAAGAAUAUACCCUCAAUUAUCAAUGUCAGAGCUAUCCACCACAGUUGACUUAGAAUUUUUAAUAAAGCUCAUUAAUGAAUUGCACGCUUCUCAACUAAAAUCUAAUGAGCUAGUCAAACUAGUAAAUCUGGACAGGAGUCUAAACUCAUUAAUGAUGAUUUAUGAUUAUAUCCACUUUAAGCAAUUAGCCUAAGCAGAGUCCUCAGUUCAACUUUUAUAACUUUUACAGCAAAUUUAAAAUGAACUCUCAGGUGUUCUUAGUACGGCAUAAUUCUAGUAGAAAGCAGACAAACAACUUUUGAUAAAUUAUCUUACGACCAAGAAUGAGUCUGAGCAUUAGUAUAUGAAGCUCAUAUUCCAGCUUAAGUAAAAUGGAAGAGAUAUUCCAGGCUUGAUGUGGUAGAUAGCUACACAGUUUCUGAAAUAGAGUUUUAGCAUGCAAGCCCAGUUAUCCUUACAAGAUGAUUCUUAAUUAGAAAUGAUAGAAGGAGACAUCAGUGAAAAGAAAGGUGGGGUUUAAUUGACAAUUAACUUUAGUCAAGGAAGUAAUAGUAGCAAGUAAACACCUUCGAGAGGCAGAGGUACUAGAAAACAUUAAACAUCAAAACCAACUUCACAGAGCCAAUAAGUAAAGGAUGAGGAGAUGAAGUAAGUUGAAAGUGAGGACCAAGCAAAACCAAAAGCAGGAAAAGAGCCGAAGAUCAAUGUUGUUGCUUAAAAGAUGCUUUACUUCUUAAAUGAUUUAAUGGACUACGAUAAAUCUUAAGAGGCUACUGAGGAGGAAAAAUCUCUUUCUCAGAUUAUAAGGAUGGAAUUCUUAAAUGCUACAGGUUUAAAUGAAGAUAACUUGAUCGGUUAGCUUUAUAAAUUAAAGCAAAUCCCACUUCUAAAGAACAUUCUGCAUAGUUUGAUCUCGUUGAAUAAUGAUUAAUAAUCGAAGUAAAUACUUUCUACUAGAAUUCAGCAGUUGCUCAUCAAUUUUAUUGAAUAAAAAGCCAGCAAUCAAGACGAAUAGCAGUUCCUUACUCUAAUAUUAGAGCUAAUCUUAUUAAUAUCUGACAACAAUACUUAAAUAAUCAGCUGUAUCUAAACUCAUAUAUUGAAUAAAAAUCUAUGCUAAUCUAUAACCUCUAAAGUAUAAAUUCUUGAUUUCAUGACUUAACUUGGACUAGCUCAGUUCUCAAAAGUUUCACAAGAUAAAAUUGUUUAUAGCUAGGAGUAAAUUUAAGAAACAAGACUUAAAGAACAACUUAAAAAGAUGGAAGAGUAAAAGAAGAAAAAAGUUAUCUAAUCUUAGUAGUUAUAAAAUGAAGAAGAGGCCUUAGCUAAUAUAACCAGCAUGGUUGAAGCAUCUAGAAAGGAUGCCAAAAAAUCUCAAGAAAACAAUGUAGAAGGUUACAAGUAGUCAUAACUAAUUAUGGAAGAUAGUAAAUGCUAUGAGAAAUAUAUGGAGAAGCCAGAGGAUAUUUGUACUUAUACUUAAACUAAGAAGGAUUUUAAAAAUCAGCAUUGGUAUUUCUGCUACACUUGCGACUUGACAGAGAGCAAUGGAAUAUGUGCAGUUUGCGUCAGGAAAUGUCACAAAGGUCAUUAGGUUACUUAUUCGAGAAAAAGCAACUUCUUCUGCGAUUGUGCUGAAUCAGGAAAGUGUAUUAGUCUUAAGCCAAGUGCUCAGGCUGCAAAGCCAAAAGAGGGAAGUUUGAAUGCAAAUGCCAAGCCAUUUAUUCCAAAAAGUAAAGAGAGACCGCAGGAAAGGUCUAGUUUGUUUGGAAACCCACCUGAAGUUGACAGUGCAUUUGAGGGUCUUUAGAUGCCUUCAGGAUUAGCAAGAUUUAUACCUAACAACACUGGAGCAGCUGCUUUUGGAUUUAGUAGCUAUAGUCCUUAGUAUCAAUUGGAUGGGGAAGAAGAGGAUGAAGAGGGAAAUUAAUACCACUUUUUAGAAUAAUUCAAAAAUUCCAUCCUUGAUCGACCUUAAAAUUCAACUGACUUUAUCCUUUAAAAGAUUGGAUUGAAAAAUGAAAUAAGAAGAAUAGAAGGUAGAUAUCUUGAUAGCGAGAGUUCAGAUGAGGAGUAAAGGGAUGAAAAUGACGACAAUAUAGACAUCGGCCAUUUAACAGGCAUUAGAUAGUUGAAAGAUGUUUCGAAGCUCAUGCAAAUACUCAAAAAAGAUGCAAAGUAUUCUCAGCCACCUCCAAUGUUUAGCAAAAACCCUUUUUCAGGAGUAGGAGGCUCUGGAUUAAACUUGAAUAGAGAUGAGCCAAAUAGACCACCUCGAAGAUAAUCAUCUUCAUCAUUAUCACAAAUGACCAAUAUCCUACCUCUUGAGGACCCACUCUCAGAUGCAGGCUCAACUCCAAUUCACACUCAGCAAUUUCAGCUUGGUGAGUCACUCUCUCAUUCUUCUUAGUCGAGUGCAUCGAAGCAAAAAGAUGAUGAAAUGGAAGACUCAACUUUAUAUGAGGACGCAAGAAAUGCAGUCAAACAAUAAAGGCAAUAUUUCUUGGAAAUUUACACUUAACUUAUUGGUCAACUGGAUGAGCAAAUUAAUAACUUUAUUGAAAGUGAUUCAAGAGAUUCUGAUGAAAUUAUGAGUUCCUUCUCUUCUCCAAGGAAAUUAGAAUCAAGAAACUAAACUCUGGUUCAAACUAAGAGCUCUACUAAAGUUAUCUAGGAUAUGUGCACAAAUAAAAAAUCUCAUAAAGACAACACAUUCAAUAUAAAACUCACAGAAACCUCUAAGCAAACAAUUAACAUCGACUUAAAUUUACUUCACGUUGUCGAUUCUAAUCAAGAUGGUCUUGUUGCUAUCUGUGAAAAGGAGAGCGAACUAGCUUUUUAUCCUAGUUCAUAAUUCUUUGAGGAGAACUGCAGAUAAUAAGCAAGUGAUCAGUUCACUUAUGAAGUCAAAGAAGGAUAAGAAGUAAGCAAAGUUGAGACUUACAAUCAAUUGGGAUUCAAUGUUUUACACUUGAAAUUCAACCCUGCCUAUCCAUAAUACUUAGCUGUAGCUGGCACUCAAAGCGUUGAAGUUCUUACUCUUUCAAAGCAAGGAAAAGUAAUUUCUAAACUUUCAGUAGACUUAAUGCUCUAAAUGAUUUCCAGAGAAUUAACUAUUAAAAAUAUCCACUGGCUACCUGGUUCAUAAACUAUGAUUGCAGUUGCAACUAGAGAUUUCGUUAAAGUCUAUGAUUUAGCAGAGGAUAAUAUUUGCCCUAUUUAUAAUUUCUAGUUAUUUAAUGGCUUCAUCACUGACUUUGCUUUUGGAAAAAUGACUUAGACUGAUAUCGUUGGUAAAGUUAAAUGCACUGUAUUUAUCACCUCUUUAAAUGCCCAAGUCUACUUCCAUGAAUUUACAUACAAGAUUCAGUCUUUGCAAAAUCUUAAAAUUGAUGAUGAAGUCAUGAGAGAUUAAUCUCAAGAUCAAGGAGCUAAUUCAGAAGUAAUUUUAACAAGAGUUUUAAGCUUCGACUCCUCACUUAAAGUAACAGAAUCAAUGAAUUGCGUGUCAGUUUACUUUAGUAAGCUUGCUGAUGUGCUGAUAAUUAGCAUGACUCAAGGAGUCACCAUAAUAGGCAAGCCUAACUUUGAAUAAGGAACAUUUAAUGGAUUCUACAUUAAUUUCAAUGAAGAUUCCACUAACUAUACUGGGAACACAAAGACUCUUUAAUAAAAAUAUGGAGAUAAUCUAGUAUGCUUUAAAGAUGUGGAAUGCUUGCCUAAUGAGAGCAGUCAAAUCUCCUCUAAGUAUUACAUCUAAGCCAUAUCUAGGAAACUCAAUAAUCUCAAUAGUGGAAUCCCUGUUCUAUUAGAAAUAAGUAAUGAUCUGGUAAACAUUAACUUUUUGAAAACAACUUCCACUAGUACCUUAGUUCCUUGCUUUGGAUUAACUUACUCAAAAUGUAGCAACAAAAACUAUCAAAGCAUUCAUAGAUUGAUAAGCAUUUAAAGUGAUGGUUCUUCAGUGGCGUUCUCAGUAAACCCUCUUUGCGUUCUUGUUAAUAAAUAAGAGACUUAGGGCGAAUCAAUUAGCAAGUUCUUCAUGCAACAAUAACUCAUAAAGAAGUCUGAUUUGCCAAAAGAAGUUAAAAUGCCAGUUAAUUUCUUUGAGAAAAUGAAGAACGUUUAUACCGACUCUAACCUCAAAUCUAAACUUUCACUUUCAAGUGAUAUAGUCACUCAUCUAAAAACAUCUAAAGCCACAAUCGAGGCACUUUCUAAGAAUUCAAAUCAGCCUUGCAUUGCUGAAAGUUCAAAGAAGUCUAUGAAGAUGAACAUUAAACUCGAUAUUUAAACUGAUCAUGUUCUAACUGGAAUUAGAGUAAGAAUAGAGUAGCAACCUAAAUUAUCACAAGAUGUAGGUUUCAGGCUGUUCCACAGACAGAUCAAGUUAAGAGCUAAAUCUAGUUUGUUCUUUUUUGAUAUUCCGUUUUGUGAUGCAGAAGUCAUUUUUGGAGCAACUAACGUUAUUGAAUGCGAAUUCAUUACUGAGGAUGUUGCAAGAGUUCCCAUUAGAAUAUAUUGUAUUGAAUUCUUCGCUCAAUCAAAGAAAGAAUUUGGAUUUAAGGAUAAAAUUAAAAGACUGGAGAGGCUAACUUAAGAUAAAAAUAAUCAAUUUUCCUCAAAAGACUAAAAUAUUACCCUUGAUACUUAAUUAAAAAAUGAGAUGCUAAAGUCCUCUGGCAAUCCCAUUCUAUCAUGGAAAGAAAAGCAAAAAUUACUUGGUGAAGUGGAUGAGAAGUAAAGAAAUUUGAUACUUUCACUAGACCUAAUUUCUCAACAAAUUGAUGUAUUAACUUAAAACGACCAAGUUAUUGCUUAAAAUCUAAUUGAAAGACUACGAAUCUUGAUGAAAGAGUAACUUUAUAACGACAAAGGCAAGUAAUCUUACUUUUCAAAAGCAGUCUAGAGAUGCCUCAUAAAACUUUUAGAAAACUAGAACCCACAGCCGAAAUCAAACUAGAAGAAUCCAGGAUUCUAUUAGAUCAAGGACGAAAUUAUCAUUGAAGUCAUUUUGAGUAGAUUAAAUUCUAAUGCAGUUCACAGAGAGUAAUUAACCCAAGUUGAGAUAAGAUUUUUCUUAGAUAAGCUUAACAAAAUAUAUUCGAAGCGUAAUUAUAAGCUAUUCAUGGCUAUUGAAUAAGACCCUAAUUUAAUUUAAUAACUAGUCAGAUCUUAUUUUGAAAGUUACAAGUCAUCAGACUCACAUACUUUAAAGGAUAUCUAGAAUCUUUCCAGCUUGAUAUUCGCUAACUACUACUUCUUGGUAAACUAAGGAUUCGAAUAAUAAGAUAAAAACUUAAGAGCCUGCUAUACAGAAAUAUAUCAAAGAAAAGAAUUGGAAAAAUUCUUCUAUAUUCUAGAGCCAAUGCUAAUGCAUCAAGAUGAAAUCAUUCAAAAAACAACAACCUCAUCAAUAAUCAAAAUUCUAAACUAAUACUCUUAAACAGUCCAUAAAUCUAUUCAGCUUCAAUAACUUCCACUAAUAAUAAUUAAAGACAAUAAUCAAAAUAUCAAGAGGCCACUAAUGAUUAAUGAUGCUAGUCCUCACUUUAUAUAGUUCUUGUUAAGUCUAGUGACAAUACUUAAAGACUAAGCAGAUCUUCAAUAUUCUCUUGCCUAUAAAGUAAUUAAGCUCUAUGAAUCUAGGUAUGCAAAUCUAGUCUCUAAUAAUCCUUUAAAUGAAUAUUUACUAGAAUUUAUUGCUAAACCUAUUUCUGAGUUCAUCAUUAAGUCAUUUGGAUAAGUUAAUGCUAACCAGGAUUUAUAUAACAAAUAAAGUCUUGACUCAGCUUCAUACUUAUACACAAAUCUCGCUUUUGUUAAUUUACUUAUGAUGCCAUAGUCUUAGGGUUUAAAUAGACUCAAAUCUAGGGCACAAAAAAUUAGUUUAAUGGAUAGGACAGCACAUACUGUCAUCAAUUUCAUACAAGAGCACUAAGAAGCUUAAUCAAUGCUCUCAGAUUUUGUAAUUGGAAUCAUGAGAUCCUAUGAAAGAGGAUUUAAAAGUGGCCAAUGUUCUUAUGUGGUUGAGGUCUAAUCCGGCUUCGCAUAGGAUGUGAAAGAAAAUCUUCAAAAUGAAAAUAUUGGCGGUACUGGUGCUAGAUUACUCAGACCAAUCAGAGAAAUAAAACAAUGGAAAUGGCAUCCUAUAUUCUUAUAAACUGACUAUCUCUUUGAAGUUUUAGAUAGGAAAAUUCCUGCCUAGGUUCUUAUUUUCUAUUUAAAUCUGAUUUCAAAGCUUCAAUAAACUAACUAAGUGAAAGAAAAAAUAAGCCAGUCUAUUGUUGGACUCUGUUUCUCCAAGCCUGCAAAUGAAUUCUUAAAGAAACUUGGUGAGGCUGCCGUUUUAUAGGCACAGAUUCCUUUAUCUGCUGAAGACUCUUUAAUGAAUGAAGACUCAAAGGAAAAAACAGAUCUUCAAGAGACAAUGCUCAUACAGCAGCUAAAUCUUGAAUCAUCAUUUUAAGAGUUCUAUGAUCAAUAUGAACCCAUAUACACUCGAUACAUUAAAAAGAAAGGAGUUAUUUAGUUCAAUGCCCUAUUCUAAAUUCACAGUAUACUCUAGAAUAUUUGGAAUGCUGCUAAAUGGUCUCCUAAGUUCUGGAACAAAAUAGUUUCUGAGAACUAGAAACAAUCAAGAGAUAUUCUUAAAAUGCUAAUUGAAUCUUCAUACGCUUUAAACGAAGAUAGCGCUUCACUGUGUCUUGCACUAUGUUGCUUGUCCUUUGAAAAUUCAGAAGACCUACCUUUUUCAAUCGGCAAGACUUAUACACCUAACUUCUCAUGCGAUUUGUAUUAAGUACUGUAACCUAAUUAACUUGGAAAGAAAUAUGCUAUUGAUAAUAUUGAUACCUCAAAUCUCGAUCUAAAUAAAUUCAUAAAUAGUUUAUUAUUGGGUAGAAAUUAAAAUUAACUAAGACAGCUAGCUGCUAUCAUAAUUAAAGGAAUUUAUGAGAGUGAAAAUGGCAAGAUUGUAAAACUUCUGCUUGAUUAGUUACCUGUUUUGAAAUCAUUUGGAGUUAAUGCUUAAGAAUAUCUUGCAGUUUUACAGUAUGUCAUAAAUAGAGAAAUUCAGAUGGAAAAGAUAAGUAACUAAGAUGCUUAAGAAAUAGUAGCUGGAAUGAAACGAGAAAUCAAAUUUAAUAAUCUUUAACUUACUUCUCAUCCAAACUUAGUCAUUUAUUCAACUCUAUAAAAAUUAAGCUCAUCAGCUUCAGCUAAGAAUGAGACAAUAAUUGAAUAAUUAAAAGAUUCAGGUAAAAGUCUUUUUGGAGGGGGGGCUAACGCUGGAUUAACUGUAUUAGCUAAAGGAGACAAAAAUAGUAAAAUUACCAAUCCUUAUAUGCUUGAGAGUGAGGCUUGUAGCAAAUGCUAUGAACAAAGAGCUUCGCCUUAUAAUGCUUACAGAAUGAAUGAAAUGAAAACUGAGCAUAAAUGUACAGACUCUACACUUAUUUACAAACUUAAUACAACUUAUAACAUCAAGCAAAUUCAAAUGAAUAUCAGUGAUAUCAGAGGUGCUAGGGUGAUCAAAACUCUAAAUAUUCAUAUUAAUAACAAGUAAGGCAUUGAUCUCGCUGACAUGAGAAAUAAUUGGAGUUGCUGGCGGUUGGUUAAAUCCGUAGAGGUUGAAGUAGCAUAGAGAGUAAUUGAUAUAGACUUCCCUCUUCCAAUUAAUGCAACUAACAUACUAUUUGAAUUCCAAACAUGUGCUUUGUCAAAACCUAUUACUGGAAAAGAGAAGCCAGGUCAUGCAGCAAGUUAAAACCAACAAAAUCAAGAAAAAGGAAAUGUUACUGGUUUAGAUACAGUAUUAUAAACUCUAUCAAAGGAUAUUACUCAAAAGAUUGGCUAUCAUAUUUCUUCAAAUUCAAAGCAGCUUGAUGUCAUUUAGAGCAACCCAUUUGAAAAGGAGAAUAUGAAUUGUCCAAGAUGUGGCAAGCCUGUUUAAGGGAGACAUGGAAUCUGUAAUUCUUGUGGCGAAAAUGCAUUAUAGUGCACUUACUGCAGAAAUAUUAAUUAUGAGAAGCCUGACGGGUUUUUGUGUAAUGAAUGCGGGAAUUCUAGAUUCAUUAAGUUUGAAUUCUCAUUCACAGCAAAGCCUGGAUUUGCUUGCGAGAAAAUAGAAAAUGAUGAUAUGAAAAAUAUUGCCACAUAAUAAAUUGAUUAGAACCUGCAAUCAGCUUAGUCGAGUUACUAGCAAUUAAUGAAAAUGAGAAAUCAGUUUGCUUCGGAAAUUCAAAUGGUUAAUGAUGGCUAUGAAGGUAAAAAUUUGAAAAACUUGAUAGAGAUUUACAAUGAUGAAUGCACAGCAACUUACUAGAAAAUGAUGAGAAGUUUGAAUAGCAUCAAAAUACUUAGAAGCGAAAUAGAUAAGUAUUAACUGUAAUCAUCUUCUUCAACUGAGGAAGAAUCCUCUGAUAGCAGAUUAUAAUCCUUAAGUUCAUAAUAAAGCUCAAGUUAAUCUUAAUGUUUCUCUUGCAUCUAAGAAUAGCUAAGAUCUUAACUUAAUUUCAUAAAAUACACUUCCGAUAGUCUAAGAAUACAAUAUCUUGAUUAAGGUUUUGUAGACAUGCUUUAUGAGAAUAACUUAAGUAUGCACAAAUAAUCCUUACAAGAGCCAGCUAAGAAGGCUAUCUGUUCUUUAAUAUAGAAUGAUUAAGAGAGAUGCAUGAAUAUAUUCAGCAGGAUCAAUAAAGAUGUGAAGAUUAAGAACGAAAAUGUACCAGCCCAUCUACUUUAAUAGACUCUUAAAUUCUAUUCAGAUUUAGUGCUUGAAAUGAUUAAGACUCAGGAAACAUUGAAUUUAGCUGCAAAGGACAAUUACCUAGAAGAACUCUAUGUUAAAUACUGGGAGAUCCUCAUUAAUUCAAUAUAAGAAUCUAAGGAAAAUGCUUCAAUAGCAAGUCAAAUAACUGCAAGUCUGAUGAAGAAGCUCCUAAGCUUCUUCUAAGAAAAGAAGAACUCAAAAGAACCAUAAAAACUAAAUAUGAUUACAUCUAAUGUUCAAGAUUCUUACUUGAAUCCAGUGCUAGAUGGCUUGAUAAUGCCUACUUCAAAUCAAGUGAGAGAGAUCUCCAGAGAUAUUAUCCUAUUAUACAUUGAACUAAACAAAGAUUGCAAACACACUUUGUUGACUCAAAUUCUGGAUAAAAUUGAUGAACUUUUUACUCAAUCCUCUAAUUCUACUGAUCAAUACUUUGAGAUACUAAAUAACUUACUGAAGGAACCUAUAAAUGAGGAAAAAGUUACAUAGUAUCCAGUAUAUUUCUAAGCUUUUGAAAAGCUAUUUGAACUUGUAAACAAUGAACUAGAGAAUUUGCAAUUCCAAGAAAUUUAGAGAGUGCAACUCGGAGAAGAUGGAUACAUGCCAUAAAUUUAAACAGGUCAAUUAUUAGCUAAAUUAGUUUCAUAAUUGGCAUCAAUUAUUAAGGAUUCACUAUUCCUUAAGAGUAAAAUCCAGACGAACGUGAGUCUGAUUAUCAAGAGUUUCCUUAAAAUCAGAAAACUCAACCUUGUCAAGAAUAAGCUUAUCUCAGAUAGUGAAAUUGAACUUGAAAAGAUGUUUAAGGAGCUUCACUCAGAAAAAGAUGAAGAUAAAGAAAAAUUCAUUCUUGAGUGUAUGAAAAUCAUAGAAGAUGGUUCGUGUGACAUGUAGGAAAUCAGAUUCCUACUUGAAGAAAUAUGCAAAGUUAUAAAUCCAGUCAAGCCUGAACCUGAGUAUCACCUAAACCUUCACAAGGCUCCCACUCAAGAGUUCUAUUUCAGAGGUAAGAUGAGUAAGAAUCCAUAUACUAGCACAUAUCUUGGAAAGACUAUGGAAGAUGUCAGAAAUAAGAUUUGCAAAGAAAUGGAAAUGGCUGAACCUGACCUGCUAGAAUUGCUAGUUGCUGGAAAGAUUGUAGGCCUUAACUUAACCAUUAAGCAAGUCUAUGAGCAGAUUCACUGGCCAGCAUUAUGCAAGUAAAGGGAUCCAGACAGUUACGAAGUUCCAAAUAUAGAAGAAGCUCCUAAGACUAGCUUGGCACCAAUGAGUGUUAUCUUUAGAUUGAUGGGAAUAGAUGGAGAGGCUACUGAAGAUAGAGUUGAAAACCUUGUUGAUGAAAGUGAAUUAGAAACUAACCCAGCUUAAAUUGAAAAGAAAUAUGGAAUAACUCAAGUAUUCACAAAAUAGUUUGACAGCAAGAGAAAUCAGAAUUAGCAAAUCAAUGGUAUUUGUGUGCUAAUAGAUGUCUUGUCUAGUAUUCAACAACUCUAAAAGUAGAGAUAUCUGGCUGAAUGGCUUUUCAACUUAAUCUCCUAUAUUGUCAAAAUUAAAGUCAACAGAAAAGCUUUUGUUCAUAACAGACAGACUAUUGGAUUAAUUGCUAAGAGACUGUUUGAAUCUGUGGGAAUGUAAAUCUAGAUCGAGGGUCAGAAGGGUCAGACCUUAUUCGACAAUAUUCUUGCCAUUUUAGAAUGCAUCGUAUCAGAGGUUAAUUAAGAUGAUGAGCAGUAAAGUAGUUUGAUUGAAAGAAUGGACAUUGAUAGCUAAAAUGAGAACUAAGAGGCUGCAAUCCAUGUUGAGAUAUUCAUUCAGAUAAUGUCUGAUGCUUGCAAUGAAAUGACUGCCAAUCUAAUUCCAAUCGACAAAACAUCCAAGAAGAUUAGAGCUGUCUCUAAAAUUCUACCUUUCCUUAUCAAAGCUGAAGAUACAUCUGCAAUUUAAAUAAUCAUUGAUUUCUUAGAGGAAUCAAUUUAAAAGAUUUCUGACUUGGACAAGGCAGGCCUUCUGAACAAAGAAAAGCUAGAGAUGCAAUUCAAUCUUGAAAGAGUUAUUGAGAUACUUGAAAAUACUACAGUUUAAAAGAACUUUAUCAAGGAUUCAGUACUUUAAUGUGAGUAAUUGAUUCCUAAUCUUCUUAAAUUCCUUGCUGAAAAAUCACUUGUAAACACCUCAGAUGAAAAUGCUCUGAAUCAGUUUAAACUUGGAAAUUAAUACGGCAUGAAACUAUUAAAUGCACUAGUCAAGAAUCAUCCUUAGUCAUAGAAACUUCUACAGAACUGCAAGGUUUUAGAUCUUAUCUAUUCUCUAACUCAAGCUAAACACAGAGAAAAGGUCUACAUUUUAUUGGCUUAGGACAUAAUUGAAAGUCUAACAAAUAAGAACAAUCUAAAUGAUGCUUCAGUUAAAGACUAUUUGCAAGGAAUUAUUAAUAGUCAAAACGAGGAAAAGAAGAAGCUAGCCUAGAGAAAGAAGGAGGAAAUUAUGAGGUAGAUGCAAAAUAAGAAAAAUGCCAACAAGUUUAUUAAGCAGAUCGAAAAUGUCUAGUUAUAAGAAGAGACUGGUCCUAAAUGUAUUGUCUGUCAAGAUGGAUACACUAAAAAGCCUACCGAUAUUCUAGGCAUGUAUGUGUUCAGUAAAAAAGUGAAAAUCACUGAAAUAUCGGAAAGUAACUAAGGAUUCAUAAACACCCAAGGCUACAUUACAGUGACACAUUCCAAUUAUAUUCAUUUCACUUGCCAUCAAAACGCAUACAGAGCAGAUGCAUCGUUGAAGCAACCAAAGAAGGAAUGGGAAGGUGCAGCUAUUAGAAAUGAUCAUACCAAGUGUAAUAAUCUAUUCCCUCUUAGAGGAGGUAACCUACCAGAAGACUCUUACUAUUCUAUGGUCGAGAAAUACUUUAACUUGCUCACAAAGACCGUAGGAUAAUGUGAUUCAGACAAAGUUAAAGUAGUCCUUCAUGAUUUUAAGAUACUGCUAAAGAGACUUGCCUAUGAGGACUCAUUCUCUAGAGAUUCAUAAGGUGGUGGACCAGAACAAAAUAGUCAUUUGAUUCCAUUUAUGAUUCAAAUGAUAGCUCAUAUUCUAAAGUAUAAUGAGCAAUACAAAGAUCAUAGUGAUGAUAAGACAGUAACUUACAUUUAGGAAAAGAGACUAAUUGAAUUUUUGGAAUCAGGAAUUAAGAAGAAAUAAGAUUUCAUGCAAAAGCUGGAGGAGGAAAAGAAAGUAGAGGAAAUUGAGGAAGAGGAGAAAUUCUCAGAGGAUAUGAGUUCUUGCCAGGAUGAAGAUGACGCAUAGGAAGGAGACAGCCAAAUGAACCAAAUCAAUAACAUUAAGCUUGAUUUGCUUGCUUUCAAAUUAACUUAGGCAUUAGUCUUCACAUAAAUGCCAAAAUGGGAAACAAUGAAAUCUCAGUUCUUAAGCAUAAUUCUUUGCACUAUUGCAGGCAUGCGUGAUGACAGAGGUACAGGGUAGGUUCUUAAGCCUACAGGUUAACAAUCAGAUUUUGCAACAGGCAAAAAGGUGCUAACUAUCUCAAAAUUGUAAGACUAAGAGAUGCAAGAAACAGUAGAGGCUGUAGGACAGAGACGAAGAAGAUUGUCUAGUGACAAUAAGAUCGAGCUUGUUCAAAGGUCUUUAUUCAGACUAAGACCAUUAUUGAUUCAAAUGAGAUUAGUAGACUUAGUGAAGUAAAGAUGGGAUGGCAAGAGAUUAAGUUUGCUCACUGCUGAGUCAAAACUGAGUCAAGAUGAAUACUUCUCAAAGCUAAACAGUGAGUUGAUAGGAAAGGGCAAUCUAUAGGAGAGCAUCUAGGAAUGCGAUGAAAUAUUCAGAGAGUAUAAGGAAAGAAUGUUGAAACUAGCAAGUGUCGAAGAAUUCUUGCAAGACUUAGGAAUGCUUGAAGGAAUUGUUAAAGAUUAUGGAAGUGUUGAGUCUUAUGUUCUCUCUCAUUUCUGA